AUGGGUUUCGGCACCUUCGACUGGAUCUGCGAGAAGUCCGCACUCCCUCUAUGCUACCUUCUGGGCACUCCCACCGAAUUCACGGCAAUCCACAAUCCCGCGUUGCUGCCAACAUGCUCCGCGAGGUCAAUUGAAGUGGGAAAUACAAUCAUCUUCCAAGCCGCCACGGAUUUUGCCCAUAUUGCGGCCCUAGGCAUGACCGCCAUCAUGAUCUUCCACGUCCGGUCGAAGUUUACAGCUGUUGGACGAAAAGAGAUCUUGACCUUCUUCUAUAUCUACACUCUAUUGACCAUCAUCAGCUUGGUAUUAGACGCAGGGGUCAUCCAAGCAACCAACAGAAGUGCGUUCCCGUGGUUCGUGGCGGUCCAAGACGGCCUGGUGAGUGCGCUAUGCACGAGCCUCCUGAUCAACGGCUUUGUGGGAUUCCAGCUGUAUGAAGAUGGCACGACACUCUCUGUCUGGCUCCUCCGGCUCGGCAGCCUGAUCAUGUUCAUCAUCAGCUUCGCCGUCAGUCUGCUCACGUUCAAGGGGUGGGCCGGUCUCUCGCCAACCAACACCACAGGCCUGUUUGUCGUUUUAUACAUCGUCAACGCUGUUUUCCUGGCAGUGUAUUUUGUCAUGCAAGUCCUGCUGGUGUUGAACACUCUGCAAGAUCGGUGGCCGUUGGGCGACCUCGCCUUUAGCGCGUUCUUCUUCAUUAUCGGCCAGGUGCUCGUGUACGUCUUUGGGAAGCAGAUCUGCGAAGGAGUCAGCCAUUAUCUCGACGCCUUAUUUUUCGCAACCGUCUGCAACCUGCUGGCGGUGAUGAUGAUAUACAAAUAUUGGGACAGUAUCACAAAAGAAGAUCUCGAGUUUAGCGUAGGCACUAAGCAAGGUCACUGGGAUGUCAAAGAGGCCUUGCUGGAACCCAGCGAUGAUUACCGGCCCAGCAUUUAUGGGGGUCUGGGUGGCCGAGAGAGCGUCUACGACAUGAGCAAUAUGGACUAUCAGCCUCAAGUCCCGCAGCUUCAAGCUCCCAAUCGAGACCGUGCAUCUGCGUACGGCAACCUGCUUGAGGGGAGACAAAGUUACGGUGAUGUGGGGCGGCAAAUGGGCAAUUAUGAGGAUUACGACUCUCAGCAGUCAGGGCUACGGGGCCGCGACAGAGACUAUGCCUAUUGA
Molecule: messenger RNA, 1161 nt
Organism: Capronia coronata CBS 617.96
Lineage: Eukaryota; Fungi; Ascomycota; Eurotiomycetes; Chaetothyriales; Herpotrichiellaceae
Exons: 2
Coding region: 1-1161 (386 amino acids)
Biological process (GO): protein folding
Cellular component (GO): endoplasmic reticulum membrane
Source: RefSeq, a predicted model, not a curated record